This is a messenger RNA of Physella acuta, 2093 nucleotides long. RefSeq lists its product as uncharacterized. Gene Ontology annotation, molecular function: G protein-coupled receptor activity. NCBI's taxonomy places the organism in Eukaryota, Metazoa, Mollusca, Gastropoda, Physidae. The record is from RefSeq and is a predicted model, not a curated record. Gene Ontology annotation, biological process: adenylate cyclase-activating adrenergic receptor signaling pathway; positive regulation of MAPK cascade. Gene Ontology annotation, cellular component: plasma membrane.
UUCAGCUACUGUAGUUCGGUCAGAUCAAGAUGAGAAACCUUUAAGUGAGACGUCCUUGUGUGGACAUAGUUAAACACGAGGUGAUUCAGGAUUGUGUAUUGAAGUUGUUGCUUUCAGCAGCCUGUUAGGGAGUGCACGUGUAGGUGCGAUACACGCAGGAUAAAAUAUUAAGUGGAAGAUCUAGUACGUUCACUGAAUACUCUCAAAUAAUGUUGGAACAUUGGAUGUCGCCGUCUGAUCGUUGCAAGUAACUACUGGGGACAAAAUGUCCAGUCAAUGUCCAAGUAGAGAUUGUUUGGGGAAAUCUGUGUAAGAGAUGUCCGGGCUGGAUGACUGCUACCUUCCCAGCCUCAACAAAACAUCAUCCUCGGACUUGGAGUUCUACGAGACCGUCACCACCUCCGUCCUCGCCGUGGUGCCAAUGUUCCUGAUCAUCAUGGGGACGGUGGGGAACAUCCUGACCCUCAUCGUGCUCACCAGCAAGGCCAUUAGCCACAAGAGCUAUAGCUUGGCCAUCAGCCUGCGUUUUUUGGCCUGUAUGGACAUUCUGGUGUUGUGGACAUUGCUGGGCCGACAUUUUGUCUCCGGUGUCUUAGGCGAGGAUAUACGGAACUGGUCGUUUGACGUGUGCAGGAUCCACAAGACUUGGCACAUCUUCUGUACGACCGUGGUCAACUGGACCCUCGUCCUGAUCGCAGUCACGCGCUACGUGUCCAUCGCCUACCCCUUCCGGUCCCACCUGAUGGUCACUGAGGGCCGGACCCUGGUCUUUCUGGGCAUCAUCAUCGUCAUCUCGGGCUGUGCCUCGCUCAUCCCCUACAAGCAGUACGUCAGCAACUUGCAAUUCAAUGAAGAAUACUUAGUGGAAACCUAUAACCUGACGCCCAUGGAGUUUUUACAUUUGACCUGCGACCUUUGCCCCCUGAACCCCAAGGCCAAUGUGUCCCAUUACAAGUUCCUGUUGAUGUUGCCCAACUUUAUCGUGCCGAUGGCGUGUGUGCUGGUGUUCCACUGUCGGAUCGUCAAGACGUACCACUGGCUCUUCAACAAGAGGCAGAAGCUGCAGCAGCAGUACACGGAACAGGUGGAGCGGAUCAGCUUCCUAAAGAAAAGCGUCAAAAAUGGCUCGGUGACGUGUGAGGACAUCAACAAGAUGGAACACUUCGACAUGUCCACGUCCAAAUCCCCGCGCUUAGACCCUAAGCUCUUAAACUCCAACGAAAACAUUGAGCUCAAGUCGAUUCUGAGGCAGAGUAAACCCACGGGUCACUCAUUAAAGAAAGCGAGAUUCUCGCAUAUCAUGGACAUGGAGACUUCCAAAAUUCUAAUCUUCGAAGACGACACUGAAGACCCGAAUCAGGACGUGAAGCAUCUCUCCUUCUCCACGCUAGUCGACCCCUUCUGCAUCGAAGAGCUCAGGCUGUGGAUUGACAACGAAGAGAAGGCUCUGAAGCGGACGCAGACGGCUGUCGACAUUCUCUCCAUGGCCUUGAACCUCGGCUGCCCGUACAGGAUGAAACGGAAACUCUCCGUGGACGGCGAGGUGUUAACCCCGACCCCCACGCCGUGGUGCCGGUGGCUCUUCAUCAAAGUCUCCACCCUCAACAUCAUCUACAUCUCCACCGUCCUGAUGUUUCUCUUCAACACGCCCUACGUCGUGUGGUACAUCUUCUCGCCCUUGUUUUUCGGGCACUCGCGAAGGGAAAUCACCCAGCGCAUGUCCAUGCAUGCCUUAAUCAGCAUCUGGCAGCUGGCCAGCAACGCCGUGAACUGUAUCGUGUACGUGUUCCUCAACAACAAGAUGCAGGAGGCGUUCAGGAGCUACCUCUCGCGGCGCUCUGUCAGCGAACACGUGGAAGACUUCGUGGAAUAAUUCGACGAGUUGUUUGGUUUUCUCGAUUAGCCAUACCCUCGCUGUCGUAUAUCUAUUAUAUCGCUCGUGACAGUAGAUUAUAGAUUAGGGUUGGGUUUGGGUUAGGGUUUGGUUAGGGUUAUACGAAGCGUUGGUUUUAGUUGUUUUAAUUUCCCCUUGCAUUUAAUUUUUUUUUUAUCAGCUAUACUAGAAAUACAAACAUGAGGGUAUGGCUAAUCGA